CGAGCGUCACGGGAGCGCGAGCCCCGCCUGCAGGGGGAUUAGCACGCGCUAAACCUCAGAUCCGCGCGCUCUGUCAGGUAACGCCGCAAACAGCAUCCGCGACUAACCUAACAGCACAAACAAGGAUAAAUAAAGGUGUUGGUUUGAUCUAAUUAGGUUUUCGCGACACCAGCCGACAGGUCGGUGUCUGGACUUGCAAGUUUCUACGCUGUGAAUUGUCAAGUGGUUAAUUUCAGAGUGGGUUCAUCUGCGCGGUGGGUCGCGUCUUUUAAAGAGGACCAUGUUCAUCAUAUUCGAGAGUGACGGGAGCGCGCGAGUCAGAGUCGCUCGCGAGGAAUGACGCUUCAGACUUUGACCAAGUGAUAUCAAGUUAAUUACCUGAUGGACUAAAUGAAGAAUGCCGCACGUUUGGGAGUUCAUACUGAUUCUCAACAUUAAUGUCGUCUUUGUAGAAGCACAGCCUGUGUCAUCAAAGCUGCACGAUGGUUGGUGGGCAUACAAAGAUGUUGUCCAGGGGAGCUUUAUACCAGUGCCAUCUUUCUGGGGACUAGUUAACACUGCCUGGAACCUGUGCACGAUUGGGAAGAGACAGUCGCCUAUCAACAUCGAAACCAGUCGAAUGAUUUUUGACCCCUUCCUCAAUCCUCUACGACUCAAUGCAGGGCAACGGAAGGUCAGUGGAACGAUGUAUAACACGGGCCGACAUGUGUCCCUGCGCCCAGACAAGUCACACCUGGUGAACAUCUCUGGCGGGCCGCUGAGCUACAGCUACAGGCUGGAGGAGAUCCGGCUUCAUUUUGGCACCGAGGACAGUCGGGGCUCUGAGCACCUGCUCAACGGCCAGGCCUUCCCUGGAGAGGUGCAACUCAUCCAUUAUAACCAGGAUUUGUAUUUAAAUUACAGUGAUGCCGUCCGGAGUCCUAAUGGAAUAGCAGUUGUUUCUAUCUUCAUGAAGAUUUCAGAGCCUACAAAUGUAUUUCUAAACCGUAUGCUGAGCAGAGAGACCAUUACAAGGAUUACAUAUAAACAUGAUGCAUACUUACUGAUGGGGCUCGAUAUUGAGGAGCUGUAUCCCGAAACCUCCCGUUUUAUCACAUAUGAAGGGUCGAUAACUAUUCCACCGUGCCUUGAGACAGCAACCUGGAUAUUAAUGAAUAAGCCAAUCUACAUCUCCCAGAUAGAGAUGCAGUCCCUUCGUCUCCUCAGCCAAAACCAGCCGUCUCAGAUCUUCCUCAGUAUGGGUGACAACAUGCGGCCGACGCAGCCACUGCACCAGCGCUGCAUCCGCACCAACAUCAACUUCAGUCAGAGACGGGACUGUCCUAACAACCGUGUGCUGAGGCUGCAAUACAGAGUGAAUGAAUGGCUUCUGAAGUAACAGCUUGACGUGGAAUAGUUACUACAGCAAUCUGGUAAUAGGUGAAGAAUAUGGCCAACAGACAGAAAAAUGGGAUACAUACAAUGAGAUGAAGACAAAGGACUUAACUCUUCUACACACACACACACACACACAUACACACACACACACACACUCACUGGCCACUUUAUUAGGUACACCUUGCUAGUACCGGGUUGGACCCCUUUUGCCUUCAGAACUGCCUUAAUUCUUU
Molecule: messenger RNA, 1610 nt
Organism: Cyprinus carpio (common carp)
Lineage: Eukaryota; Metazoa; Chordata; Actinopteri; Cypriniformes; Cyprinidae
Product: carbonic anhydrase 10 (inactive)b
Molecular function (GO): carbonate dehydratase activity; zinc ion binding
Source: RefSeq, a predicted model, not a curated record